AUGUCCAAGUUACGGGGACAAGGGUAUGAUGGAGCUAGUAAUAUGAAAGGUGAGCUAAAUGGCCUUAAAACAAAGAUUUUGAACAAGUUUAAUGCUAGUAUUUUGGUCAAUAGUAGUAUUUUGGUCAAUACUAUUGCAAAGGGAAUUGAGGGUGUCGCAAAGAGAAUUGAGGGUGUCACCAUUUUCUUCAACAAUGCUAGUAUUUUGGUCAAUACUAUUGGAUCAUCAUUUAGUAUUAUUAUCAUGUUUGAAGCUGUGGUGGAAGGGCUUCAAUGGAUUAAAGAUGACACCAACCAAGACAAUUUCGGUGAAGCAAAUCAAGAUAUUGUGAAUGCGAAGGCGUUAGUGGAAGUAUGCAAGCAAAGACUACAAUCAUUGAGAGAUGAUGACUUUGGGGACUUGCCUGAUGAUGUACAAAAGUUUUGUGAAGAGCAUGAUACUGUCGUUCCUAACAUGGAGGAUUUGCAUUUUGUACCCAGAAAAUUAAAGCGUAAAGCUCCAAGAUUCACAAACUUCCAUUACUACUGUGUGGAUCUCUAUUUUCAAGUCCUUGACAUGCAAUUAAAGGAAUUGAAUGAUCACUUCAAUGAGGUAAAUACCGAGUUGCUUCUUUGUAUGGCGUGUUUGAAUCCGGUGAAUAAUUUUGCAUCUUUUGACAAAGAAAAAAUUGUUCGUUUAGCCCAACUUGAUCCUCAAGAUUUUGAUCGUAUGGACCUCAUGAAUCUUCCAAUUCAACUUCACAAUUAUAUUCACGAUAUGAAGAUGCAUAGUGAGUUUUCAUCAUUGAGAGGAAUUGGUGAUCUUGCAAAGAAGUUGGUGAAGACCGGGAGGUGUGCAAGCUAUAUGUUAGUGUAUAAGCUUCUUACGUUGGCUUUGGUGUUACUGGUUGCAACCGCUUCAGUGGAGAAAGCUUUUUCUGCUAUAAAGAUUGUGAAAACACCAUUGCGUAACAAAAUGGGAGAUCAAUGA
This is a messenger RNA of Pyrus x bretschneideri (Chinese white pear), 969 nucleotides long. RefSeq lists its product as uncharacterized. The transcript is spliced from 3 exons. Lineage: Eukaryota; Viridiplantae; Streptophyta; Magnoliopsida; Rosales; Rosaceae. The record is from RefSeq and is a predicted model, not a curated record. The coding region runs from base 1 to 969 and encodes 322 amino acids.